This is a messenger RNA of Phalacrocorax carbo (great cormorant), 2208 nucleotides long. The record is from RefSeq and is a predicted model, not a curated record. NCBI's taxonomy places the organism in Eukaryota, Metazoa, Chordata, Aves, Suliformes, Phalacrocoracidae.
UGUGCUGGCUCAAGACCUGUCCUGCCCCAGGUCCUGGGCCCUUGGCAGGGGCUGCAGGCAGUGGCAAGGUGCCUGUUAGCUGCUUUGCCGACCCGAGCCUGUCCCAAAGGCACUCACUGCCUGUGCCUCAGUUUCCCCUGGUGAGUGGAGUGAGGGGGCUCCUGGGAGGUGGGGUCUGUGCUGCACCCUGGAGCCAGUGUCCUGGCCGGGCACGGUGUGGGGACCCAGCACAGCGGAGAUCUGGCAUGGUGCCCAGGGACAACCCCAGGCUGGAGGCAGGGGCUGAGGCACUGGGGUGGGCAGGGGGUGUGUGGGGAGCUCGGGGAUGGCAGCAGCCCCAGCCCUGCCAGCAGCACCCUGCUCAGCCCUGUGCCAUCCCUGGCCAGGGCCUGGCUGUGUGCCAUGGGCAGGCAGGAUGAGACCCAGAUCGUGGGAACCUCCCAUGGAAAGAGGGGCUGGGGGAGGCGGGGGCCAUGCCCAGGGCUUGACCGAGGCCAGCGCUGCCUGCCUCUGCCCCAGGGAGGCCACAGCUAUGCCAGUCCCGAGGCUGCUGGCUGCUGGCUGCUGGCCGCAGGCCUUGGCGGCGCGGCCGUCCGUCCAUCCGUCCGCAGGGACCAGUGCUGGACGGCAGAGCCCCGCUCCGCCCUGGGCGGCCCCGGAGAGGAGGGGCCCGCCGCCCCCUCGCUGGCCAGGCGCGGGAGGCUGGGCUGCCGACGGGUUUUAAUGGGCCGUGCCGGGGCCGUGCGGCAGAGCAGGAGCAGCGGCGGUGCAGGAGGGCUGCGGCUGGCCAGGAGGAUGCAGCCAGACCUCCCUGUUGGCGACGCAGCACUGCGCUGCCCACCAGUCCCCGAGCCGUCCGGUGGCCCCUUCCGCGGCCCCCCACCACCCACCAGCCCUGAGGCCACCAAGCCACCCUACAGCUACAUCGCCCUCAUCACCAUGGCCAUCCAGAGUGCGCCCGAGAAGCGCAUCACGCUCAGUGGCAUCUACCGCUACAUCAUGGGCCGUUUCACCUUCUACCGUGAGAACAAGCAGGGCUGGCAGAACAGCAUCCGCCACAACCUCUCCCUUAACGAGUGCUUUGUUAAGGUGCCCCGCGAUGACAAGAAGCCGGGCAAGGGCAACUACUGGACGCUUGACCCCGACUGCUACAACAUGUUUGAGAAUGGCAGCUUCUUGCGGCGCCGACGGCGCUUCACCAGGAAGAGGGGCCUCCAGGAUGCACCGGGUACCGAUGGUGACGAGGGGCGUGGGAAGCCCCCCAGGCACCGGUCGCGAGGGCUGCCCGCCGCCCCACUGCCUGAGGAGGGGAAGGCGGAGGGGGGCUAUGCCUCACCAGCGGCUAUGGGGCGCCUGCCAAGCCCCACCACACUGUCUGAGGGCGACGGGGUGCCAGGGUGCACGGAGCCCUGCACCCAGCGGCAACCACCCAAGGCAAGGCAGCCCUGCCUGUACCUGCCGGAUGCGCCGCAGCCCAAGGGGUCUUUCUUCAGCCCCCCGGAGAGCUGCCCACCCAAAGAGACUGUCUUCGGGGGGCUCCCGGCGGCGCUGCAGCUGCCCCGGCCAGGUCAGUACCCGCAGCCCGGUGAGCGCCCGGCACCACACCCUACCCUGCUGCCCACCCUGCUGCCCGCCCAGCCCAGAGACCCCCCACAGGACUCUCAGGCACCCCCAGGCACCCCCCCGGGGCAGCUAGAGGGUGAGGAGCCAGCUGUCCCUAGGCUGGGGUCUGGCCAGUCUUUUGGGCAGGUGCCCCCCAUGUUCCCUGGCACCAUCCUGGGCACAGGGAAGCCCCCCCCAUCCUGCUUCCUGGAAGGGGAGGGCUAUGUGCAGCCUCCCCUGCCUGUUUUCGGCUCCUUUGGCCGGUCAGGGCCUGAGGCGCUGGGCAGCAGCUACCAGUGCCGGGUGCAGGCGCUGAGCUUCUGCAUGAAGGAGCGGCCGUGCAGCACAGCGCUGGAGCAUCUCCUGGCUGCGUCCCCCCCAGCCCCUGCUGCCCCCCGCCAGCCACCCUUCGGGGCUGCGGGGCCACGGGUGGGUGAGCAGAAGGAGCCAUGGGGACCGAGGAGUGCAAUCCCACUGCAGGGGGGCAAUGGCUACCCGCUGGGGCUGCCCCCCUGCCUCUACCGGACACCCGGCAUGUUCUUCUUUGAGUGAGGGACUGGCCCAUCCCAGUACAGCCCCGGCACCAAAUAAAAACAGAUUCCCCAA